CUCCUGAGGUGGUUGGGAGGCAGAGAUAUGGACGACCUGUGGACUGUUGGGCCAUCGGUGUCGCCAUGUAUAUACUUUUGUCUGGAAACCCUCCUUUCUAUGAUGAUGCAGAUGAAGAUGAUGAUCGUGAUAAGAAUCUUUUCCUAAAGAUUUUGUCAGGGGACUAUGAAUUUGAUUCACCAUAUUGGGAUGACAUCUCAGAUUCUGCCAAAAACUUAGUGGCAUCCUUGAUGGAAGUGGACCAAGAUCAGCGUCUGACUGCCCAGGAAGCUAUUGCCCAUGAAUGGAUUUCUGGAAAUGCUGCCUCAGACAAGAACAUCAAGGAUGGCGUUUGUGCACAAAUAGAAAAGAACUUUGCCAGAGCAAAGUGGAAG
Molecule: messenger RNA, 374 nt
Organism: Plectropomus leopardus (leopard coralgrouper)
Lineage: Eukaryota; Metazoa; Chordata; Actinopteri; Perciformes; Serranidae
Source: RefSeq, a predicted model, not a curated record